Molecule: messenger RNA, 1641 nt
Organism: Chrysoperla carnea
Lineage: Eukaryota; Metazoa; Arthropoda; Insecta; Neuroptera; Chrysopidae
Product: pentatricopeptide repeat-containing protein 2, mitochondrial-like
Exons: 6
Coding region: 104-1294 (396 amino acids)
Biological process (GO): regulation of mRNA processing; multicellular organism development; mitochondrion organization
Cellular component (GO): mitochondrion
Molecular function (GO): RNA binding; protein binding
Source: RefSeq, a predicted model, not a curated record
UUGAGGUUAUAAAGAAUAAAGGAUUGUAAUUUGAGGUUAAAACAAAAAAAGUUAUCUAAAAAAUUUGUUCACUGUUCAAAAUAUCGAAAAAAAAUUAUUAAUUAUGGCUAAAAGUUUAACAUUAUGUCGUAUAUUAUCUAAUAAUUUAUUCCGCAUACAGCCUACUUGUCAAAUAAAUGUUCGAUACCUAUACUCAAAAGAAGCACUAGGAAUUGAUGGAUAUGAACAAACUCGACAACGUGUAUCAACACAAUUCACAAAUAUGGAAGAAAAAUUCAAAACUAAAAUGGAAGAAUGCGUUGAUCCAAAAGCCGCUACAAUGAUAUUUACCGAAGAUUUAAAGAAUAUGAUACAUCUUGCUAAACCUGAAGAACGUGAUCUAAAAUUAAUUCAUGAUAUGAUUCUAAGAUUUAAUAAGCAAAAUACAUCUUUACGUUUUGGGAACUUUAUAUUUGGACCAGUUGUUAUGCGAAUGUUUUACUUUUUAAAUAAACCAGAAGAAGCUUUACAGUGCUUUAAAAAUCCAGAUUUAGAUGGAUUCUUCGAUCAAUUAAUGUCGUAUCAAAUUUUAAUGGAUUUACUAUUUAUUAACGGGAAAUAUGAUGAUGUUUUGGAAGUGUUCGAAAUAAUUCGAGCAAAGCAAAUACAAACAGCUAAAUUUCCGAAACAAGCUGUUGUUCUUACUUUAGCAUCUUUAUACAAAAAGAAUACGCCGGAAAGUUUGGACGCAGCAUUAAAAUUAUGGGAAGAAUUACGAACUGUUGGACAUGUGCCAAUUAGAAAAGCAUGUACAUUUAUGGCUGGUUUAGCUUUAAAUCAAGGAAAACCACAAAUUGCUUUAGAAGUUUUAUCAAAUAUCAACAAUCAGACAUAUAUGACAAUUCGUAAUCUGAAAGUAGCGGCAUUAUCCGAAAUUAAUCGAUUAGAAGAUGUUAUACAAAUAUUAAAAAGUGUCCUAGAAAUUGAUAGACCUGGCCAACAAAAAUUUACAUUUAAUAUUGAUGUAAUUGAAAAAGCAAACUCUGCUGUGCAGAAUUCAUCGAACAAAGAAAUUAUCACUACUUUUGAACGUAUCAUUACCCACCUAAAAGAAGGCGGCCAUAUUACAGAAAAUACAUUGGAUACCGAUUUAUGUCGAGAUGUUUUACCUAAUUUUAAUGCAAAUUUCAAUAGGAAUCCAAGGUUUAAUGACAAUCGACAAUAUAAUAAUCGACGAUUUACGAAUUCAGAAAAUCGUUAUGAACGGAAUUUCAGGCCACAACAAACGAGACCUGGAUUAGAAGAUUUACAAUAAAUUAUAUGUAAUGUAUAUUAGUUUUUUUAAUCGUUAAUAAACUGUUUAGUUAUAAUUUUUUUGAUCCAUUUUUAAGGUUCCGUAGCGAAACGGAAUAAACGUUUAUUUUCUAGAAUUAUCGGACAAAAUUGACUCAACCAGUCAUAAGUCUAGGAUCAAGCGUAGUAUUUAGCAGUCAUUUAAGAACCUCUAAAAAUUUGAAGACUUGUCAAGGUCGUGUCUUAUAACUUGAUUCCAUACGAAAAUUUUCAUUACUGGAAAACUUUUAAGGCAAAAAAAGAUCACAUUGAGCAAAGCAGUCGUUCUGAAAUGACUUGAAAAUACUACACCUGGCUCUAGUCUAAAAA